Molecule: messenger RNA, 5465 nt
Organism: Sphaerodactylus townsendi
Lineage: Eukaryota; Metazoa; Chordata; Lepidosauria; Squamata; Sphaerodactylidae
Gene: DNAJC7
Product: DnaJ heat shock protein family (Hsp40) member C7
Exons: 14
Coding region: 93-1628 (511 amino acids)
Molecular function (GO): protein binding
Source: RefSeq, a predicted model, not a curated record
UGCUCUACAGUACUUCCGGCCCCCUUCUCUCUUUCUCUCCGUGCCUCUCUUCCCGGCUUGGCGGCCGCGGGUUGCGGCGGUGAGGAAGCAAGAUGGCGGCGGCGGGCGGUGAUUGCGACGUGAUCAUGUCUCCCGCGGCGGCCUCCGUGCCGCGCCCCGAAGCGCCGGGAAUGUUCAGCGGCGAGGACGAGGACGCGGGCACGCGCAGAGAGGCAGAGUCCUUCAAGGAGCAGGGAAAUGCCUUUUACGCCAAGAAAGACUACAAUGAAGCAUAUAACUAUUAUACAAAAGCCAUAGAUACAUGUCCCAGCAAUGCCAGUUACUAUGGAAACCGAGCAGCCACUCUGAUGAUGCUGGGCAAAUUCCGGGAGGCACUUGGGGACGCACAGCAGUCUAUCAGGCUGGACGAUAGCUUUUUGAGGGGACACCUUCGGGAGGGCAAGUGCCACCUCUGUCUGGGCAAUGCCAUGGCUGCCAGCCGCUGCUUCCAACGAGUUCUAGAACUGGAUCACAAAAAUGCACAAGCACAGCAAGAGUUGGACAACGCCAGAACUGUCCUGGAGUAUGAGAAAAUUGCAGAAGUGGACUUUGAGAAGCGAGAUUUCCGGAAGGUGGUCUUCUGCAUGGAUCGUGCACUAGAGUUCGCCCCUGCCUGUCAUCGGUUCAAAAUCCUUAAAGCAGAAUGUUUAGCGUUACUUGGUCGCUACCCUGAAGCACAGUCAGUUGCAAGUGACAUCUUGCGAAUAGACUCCACAAAUGCCGAUGCCCUCUACGUCCGAGGGCUCUGCCUUUACUACGAGGACUGCAUUGAGAAGGCGGUGCAGUUCUUUGUCCAGGCCCUUCGGAUGGCUCCAGACCACGAGAAGGCCUGUAUUGCCUGCCGCAACGCCAAAGCGCUGAAAGCAAAGAAGGAUGAUGGCAACAAGGCCUUCAAGGAAGGGAAUUACAAGCUAGCUUUUGACCUUUAUACAGAGGCUCUGGCAAUAGAUCCAAACAACAGAAAAACCAACGCCAAACUCUACUGCAACCGGGGGACAGUGAACUCCAAAUUUGCCUUACAGCUUAGGAAGCUAGAUGAAGCAAUCGACGACUGCACAAAUGCCAUCCGACUGGACGACACAUACAUCAAAGCCUACCUGAGGAGAGCACAGUGUUACAAGGACACAGAGCAAUUUGAAGAUGCUGUCAGGGAUUAUGAAAAGGUUUACCAGACCGAGAAGACAAAAGAACACAAGCAGCUCCUCAAGAAUGCACAGAUGGAACUAAAGAAAAGCAAAAGGAAAGAUUAUUACAAGAUUCUGGGCGUGGAUAAGAAUGCCUCUGAAGACGAGAUCAAGAAGGCAUAUAGGAAGCGGGCCCUGAUGCAUCACCCAGAUCGGCACAGCAGCGCAAGUGCUGAAAUCCAGAAGGAGGAGGAGAAGAAGUUCAAGGAGGUUGGCGAAGCGUUCACCAUCCUCUCUGAUCCAAAGAAAAAAGCUCGCUAUGACAGUGGGCAAGAUCUUGAGGAAGAUGGCAUGAAUAUGGGAGAUUUUGAUGCUAACAAUAUCUUCAAGGCUUUCUUUGGAGGACCAGGAGGCUUUAGUUUUGAAGCUUCCGGACCAGGGAAUUUCUUUUUCCAGUUUGGCUAAACCACUGAAGAGGCCAACCUCCCUUUGUAAAGCCCACGUUACCUGACCUGCUUCUUUUAACCUCAACUUACGUUUGCCCUUCAUCGCAUCUCGCCGUUCCUUAGGGCCGUGGUGUUUUCACCGUUGGAGACCUCAGGUUUUUUGUGUGUGCUUUAGAGUGUGAUGAGAAAAACCGGCUCUUGGAGAAAGAGAAGGGAAGCGGGCAGUAAAAGAGGAAUAUGCUUCCUUUUUUGUUGUUUGUUUAAUUGUUUAAUUUUAUUAAAAAAAAUAGCAAAACAAAAUCUUUUGGGUCCUCCAUGAAAAUAACUUUACACUCCAAAUCACCAGGAUUUAACUGGGGGAACCCUCAUCUUCUGAGACAGGGCUACAGUUUUCCUUAUGUGCCACUCGGCUGGGACAGUGCUUCUAUGUUUACACAAGUAAGGGGAACCUCAUUAGCUUUUCCCCUUUGUUUUUCAUCAACCCAGCAGUAGCCAAACCAAACCACAUACACCAGGACAUUUGCUCAUUUGAGAAAUCCAGGCAAAGAACAAACUUUGUGGCCCACCUCUUGGAGAAUUUCACCUUUGUGAACACGAAAGGACUCCUCUUCUCUGCAACCAUAAACCUUCAAAAAUGCUCCUCUACUUCAGUUCCCCACUGGCAACAGUUUCUUGGGGGUUUUGUUUGCGUUUUUUUUUUUAAAAAGCAUUUCAAUGGGUUAGUAAGGAUUAAUUCACACACGCAGGUUUGCCAUUUGAUGGCUCCCAGCUCAACACAACAGCUGCAUCCUGGAAAAAGAAUAGGGUUUCUCUGGUGAUGGUGAUAUGAACAUUUGUGUUCACUUGGAUCUGCAACAGCUGUUUUACACCGGCAGGUCUUUGCCGGCUGUCACAGCCACUGUUCCUUGACACACACAUGUAAAUUCACCCUAACUGCUGGACUCAUCCUGUUUACAAACUAGGGUCUCAAAAAGGCAGUUUUUGUGGGGAAGAUUGACUGUUUUCUGCCUCUUAAAAAAUACCAAAAAUUACAGUGUCUGCCAGGUGGUCCGUUUUAUAGCAUGCUUCAGAAGUGAUUUACAGACUUCCAGUUAUAAAUCUGUGUGAUGAAAGUGAAGUUUUAAAACUUCUGGAUACGCUUUUGUGCUUGUCGAGCUUUAGAUUGUGGCCAGCAGUAAAUUGCUUGUCCUGAUCUUUUCCCAGAGGUUGUCUGAAAAGGAAUUUGCUGUUGAAAAAGUAGUCCCCCGAGCUUACCAGCUGCUGUGGUGCUUUACCUCUCUCUAGUGCUGAUCUUCACAUGCGUAUGUUGGCCUCACCCAAAACAGCUGCUUCUGCACUAUCCCGUUUGCUGCAAAAAUAGAUUGCUAUUUUUGUCAGAGUGGCCAGCUGACCGAUGUCACCUUUUACUCUCUUCCCCCCUCAUUUGCUAGCCAUUUUCACAUGUGCUUGCAGUGUUCACUAUACUAUGAACUCGAUCAUCAAUCUGAAUUAUCAUCAGAUGUCAAGACCCAGUUUGACAUUCUGGCUCAGUGCAAAGCAGCUGAAGAAAAAGAAGAUACCAUGAUAGAUUUCGGACAGCUUUGGGCAACUUGCUGCCUGGCACUGGUCACCUAAUGAACGGACCUUUGGUUUCUCACUUAUUUUUGUGAAACGCGUCUCCCUCUUUUUGCCUUGUCCCUGGCCAAGGUUCCGCUGAAUGUAGGUGGCCUAGAAAACUGCAAAAAAGGUUUGUGUGUUUGACCAACCAUGUAUGUGAGGUCUUUUGGGAGCUACUUCCCCAUGCAGUCUGCAGAAUCCUGUUCAUGGACAUUUUCAUCCCUCGUCCAACCUUUUAGGAGAUGUACAGGUGGGAGCCUGAGAGUUCUGUACUUCUUUCCUAGCUAUUCCAUUGUGGUUUCUGGGUUGGUGAAGAAAGAGUUAAAGGUGGGUUUGACUUUUCCCCUUUCCUACCUCCAAGAGCAGCCCAAGGAAGCUGGCGUAGGGGCACAAGUUCAGCCAAUAAGGGAGGUGCCCAGAUACUGCAGGCUUGACUGAAGUGUGGACUCAGGAAGCCUUAAGACUGAGAAUCACCAUGGUUCUCCUGACAGGAGCUGUGAUGCUUGUUCUGUUGAAGAUCUUUUUACAACCUCCUCCACCGAUGCCCAGCCAACUUCCACUGCACUGUUGUAUUUAUUGGCUGGGUCAGGCAGGAGGGGUCAGGCAGGAGGUGCUGGGUUGUGUGCACUUAUUCAGUUACAGUGAAACGCAACUGUGAUAACUGCAAGUGACAAAAAGUGUCAGAGAGGAUUUGGAAGCCAUGGUUGCCUUCGAAGAAGGGAUCAUCCACAAAGGCCUGGUGUUUCCAAGGCAUGGAAAAAUCUUCUUAUCAACUUCCUGGAAUGUCUUCAGCGGGUUCAAAAUAGCGUUGUCCGUAGAUGGUUAAAAGCAUGGCUUCCACGAAUGUGGUUAAUAGUUUAAAUGGAUCGGUUUUUGGCUUUCUCUGACCACCUGUACAAAUGGGAACAGCCUCAAAGUUCCCUUUAAAAAUGUCUAGGUGUUUCUCUGUGUCUGAAGCAUUUUAAAUCUUUGUGAUUUGAAAACUAACGGUAGGGAGAAAUUUCUAGAUGCUUGACUUGACAGUGGGUGUAAUUCUGGAAGCUGGGUGCCAAUAUAUUUUUUAAAGGCUAGUAAGUAACAUUUUGUCUUUUUACUGUUUUUUUUCUGCUGACUCGAAUGUCACCGUCUGUCCUCCGGGCAGCUGCUAAGGAGCUGCUUUCCUUGGGUUAAAGUAGGGCACGUGUUGUAAAGCUUUUGGGAUGUUUACCCUUUUCGUCUGAUGUGGUGUUUGAAAAUGUUGAAUUUCAUUUUAAGUCACCGGACUUUUCUCUUUGAAUUAGCUCGUUAUCAGCAGAAAAUUAUUGGCUUCUUGCUAAUAUCUCUGGAUGAUCUUUCCCUUCACCAUCGCCCAGUGUUUGCCUGGUAGAACCAUGCAGCUGAACGAGGGGGGGAGGUGGAGCAUCCCAUGUAGGAGGGCUCCCUCUACGCAGACUCCCUGCAAACGGAAAACUACCCCAGCAGAUACAGACCUGCUGUAUUUAUUUUCCCUUUGACAUGAAAUUUAUGCAUAUAUAUUUAUAUGGGAAGGGGUGUUUCCAGCGGUGCAUCCCACCUGCAAUCUGAAUUAUACUCAACUCCGCCACCUCAUUCUGCUGCAUAUGGACGGCCAAGCUUGCGGGGGAGGGGGAGGGAAGAGGCUCAGCCGUGGAAGGCAACCUGGCUUCCACAAUACUCACGAGCUGUUGGUCCGGGGCAGAAAACCCUAAGAGAAGUCCCUGUUUUGCUUCACAGGCUCCACCUUUUCUCCCUCUUGGCCAUCUUUCCACGCAUGCACUGAAUCCUCUUUGCUGUACAUUUAUGAGGAGUUGUUGUGAGGAGAACAGACAUGCCCUGUUGUGUAAGCUGUUUUGAGAGAGGGGUUGUUUUAGCUUGAAAUACUUAACAAAGUUCUGUGUUUAAACCUCCAGUGUGAGAAUCUAGCCUUCCUGUUGCGAGGUUUGUUGCAUGACCUGUUCUAGAACAGCUAACCCACCUACCCCUCUUCUUCUCUUCCCCCUUUCGGGCCCUCUGUUGCAGAUGGCUUCACACAAGAAUAAACACACUGUCCAAAUUUGAAACCCUUUCACCUUUCUGAGAUGAAGGUAAUUGGAGGAGAACAAAAUUAAAAAAAAAUACAAUUGGUGACUAUUUGUUAGGUGGGAUUCAUAAUGUGUUUAUAUGCAGAAUUUCAAACCAGACAAAAGCAAAAACCGUAUGCGAUUGGUAUUAACUUUAUUAUCAACUGUAUAUGAUGUACAAAAAAUAAACACUCCAGAACUUG